UAUUAAUUAGUUUUAGGCAAAUUUGCGAAAGAUAACCUUUUAUAUUUUUUUUUGCGAAAACAGACCUAAAACUAAAAAAUUUUUGUGAAAGACAACCUGAAUGCAUUUUCAGGCAUUGACCCACAUUUUUCUGGUUUGACUUGGCAUGUGCCGGUCACGUGAGGCCUAAUUUUCUUAUUUCCACCAUUUUCCCUCAUUUUUUUCCUCCCAUAUCAAAGCUACUUCCUUAAAACCUAAAAAAAAGAACAUCUGGGAAGACAAAAAGAAGGUGAACGAACGCCAUUAAUGAAGCUCUGCAAACAACAAACUUCCAUUGAAUGUUUCAGGCAAAGUAUUCGUCCAUCUAUCAAAAUGUUGGUCACCGCAACAGUAAUGGCGCAAGUGAUAAUGUAUGGAUCAUAUACAAUGUGGUUGAUGAUGCCAUACUUAACGGAGGUGUGGGAUAUGAGCAUCGUGCAAGCAGCUGCUGUUAUCAACAUUUUUGAUGGAAUAGUUGCCAUUCUUCCACUGUCCUUCAAAAUUAUACUUGAUUCACUUCCUAAUCCUAUCAUUGCAGAUUAUUGGAUGCUUUUGUGGUGCGGUAUUUCUAGCACUAUUGGUUUGUUGCUGGUAACAAUGUCAACUCCCCCAGUACUUUCAAAAGCAAUCGGUACAUGUAAUGAAUACGAAUCCAAAUGCAUAAGUCACACCCAAAGAUCCCUUUUCUACGUCGGUCUAGCUCUCUUAGCCACAGGGAUGGCUACUUGCCUCACAUCACUAAGGCCAUACAUCUUCGAACGAGCGAAAAUGAUGAACAUUAAGAAACCACAACAUAUAUGGAACAUAAGACAAGCACUUGUCCAAAACGUACCCAAAGAAACACUCUUACAACAACUUGUAGAAGCAAAAUCAUGUGUUGAUCCAGCAACAUUAAGGAAUAUAGCAUAUAGUUGGCCUACUGAGUUUUGGCUAUAUCGUUGCAACGGGGUGUUUACUGUUCUACUUGUAGUACUAGUCUUUUGGGUUAUGCCUUGGUCUUUUAGGCUCGGAAUUCCUGUCAUAAUCUUGUUUUUAGCCACUCUCUUGUUUGUUUCCAAGCCGUGGUACCAUGUCCAAGGGGUGCUAAUUAUAAGUAGUAGCGAACCUCAUGGAAAAACAGAGAAGAACUCAUCAACAAAUACCCUCAAAACUAAAACUAUUGUAAAAACUCUGGUAUGUAACUUUCCUAUAUGGUCUACCUUUGUGAUUUGUGGGCUUGUCUCUUCAGUUGGAAACACCUAUUUUAUCGAGCAAGCUGGACAAAUGGAUGCAAAGCUCGGCCAAUGGGAAGUCCCAACAGCCUUCUUUUUGUUAUUCUACAAACUGGUAAACUUGUUCACGACUAGCCUAUGUCAAAAAUCUUUCAACUCGAAGAAAUCUAAAUGGAUUACCAUUUUUGCCAUGGGGGUUUCCGUCUUAUGCUGCUUAAUUGCAGCAUUAGUCGAGAAUAAAAGGCUAGAGGUGGUGAAGUCCGACAACAACAACUCGGUUUCCUUAAGUAUGUUUCUGAUGGUACCACAGUUUUUCCUGUUGGGAGUCCUUGAUGGAGCUUAUAAUUGUUGUGUGUUUGCGUUUUUCCAAGAAAGGUCUCCAAAGUCAGUAAAGAAGUACUUGAAUAGCUUGAUGCAUUUUGUACUUGGACUAGGGAUCCUUGGGAAUGUGGUGUCAGUAUAUGUAGCAGGAAAAGUUAGCAGCAGAGGAGGAAGACAGAGUUGGUUUCAACACACACUUAACAAAAGUCGUCUUGACAAGUAUUAUUGGAUGCUAGCAGUGUUGAGUGGAAUCAAUCUGGGUUUCUACUUGUUAGUAGCUUUAUGUUACUCCAAGUUUAUUAAGAAAUCUGAGUCCGAGUCUCAGCCUGAGUCCGAAAAUGAGGAGGAUGUUGAAGAACUAGAGUUUAAGCGUUUGGAUUGGUUUGAUUUGUUGCCAUUACGUCAAUAAUAAUAUAAUUGUAGCUUAUUUGUUUGUUUGAUGAGAAUAAUCAUAUAAUUGUAGCUUAUUUGUUUGUGUGAUGAGAAUUAAAUCCAAGUUAAAACGAGUGUAGUUGCAUAAAUAACUAGCUAGCUACGGGCUACUGAUAUUUCAUUGUACUUUGCAAUGCCUGCAUACUCUCAUAAUAUAUGCAAGUCUUGAUCCAUACCAGAUGAAUUUACGAGGAAGUAAAUUCGGCAUGCUGUGAUGUGUUUCAAAACACAUCAUAGGGGCAAUUCUGUAAAUACAUUGAAUUUC
Messenger RNA from Spinacia oleracea (spinach), 2247 nucleotides. RefSeq names its product protein NRT1/ PTR FAMILY 5.5. NCBI's taxonomy places the organism in Eukaryota, Viridiplantae, Streptophyta, Magnoliopsida, Caryophyllales, Amaranthaceae. Gene Ontology annotation, molecular function: transmembrane transporter activity. Gene Ontology annotation, biological process: transmembrane transport. Bases 286 to 1959 code for a protein of 557 amino acids. Gene Ontology annotation, cellular component: membrane. The transcript is spliced from 4 exons. The record is from RefSeq and is a predicted model, not a curated record.